Molecule: messenger RNA, 1543 nt
Organism: Coffea arabica (coffee)
Lineage: Eukaryota; Viridiplantae; Streptophyta; Magnoliopsida; Gentianales; Rubiaceae
Product: tRNase Z TRZ2, chloroplastic-like
Source: RefSeq, a predicted model, not a curated record
UGCGUUCCCAUCAUUCACCCUUUUCUUUUCCUUCCGCUAAAACUCCAAAAUGAGCAGCCAAAGCUACCUGCAAAAACCACCUUUAACGUUAAACCCCUCUAUCCUUUCUCCCUCCCGAUCUUCGCCAGCAUCUUUCCAAAUAAACCUUUUUCAGUCUCACCAAAAACCAACACAGAAUAAGUUGAAUGGCUGUAAGAACUCGUGUUCUUCCUUGUUACCUGCUGCUGUAAAAGGAGGUUCUUCUUCUGGGAUUUUGUCUGCAAUCGGGAGAGCAAUUGAGGAAGAAGAAGAGUACAGAAAAGCCAGGGCUGAGGUUCACAAGAAGAGUGUGGAUUUGGAAGGGUAUUCAGUCGAAGGGAUUUCAAUUGGUGGUCAUGAAACUUGUGUUGUUGUUCCUCAACUCAAGGCCGCUUUCGACAUUGGGAGGUGCCCUUCUAGAGCUGUUCAUCAGAACUUCUUGUUUAUCACUCAUGCCCAUCUUGAUCACAUUGGUGGACUUCCAAUGUAUGUGGCUACUCGCGGUCUUUACAGCUUGAAACCUCCAACUAUUUUUGUUCCACCUUGUAUUAAAGAAGAUGUCGAGAAGUUAUUUGAUAUUCACAGGGCCAUGAGUAAUGUAGAACUCAACCUUGAUUUGGUUGCUCUGGAUAUAGGGGAAACUUAUGAAAUGCGGAAUGAUCUUGUUGUGCGGCCAUUUAAAACUCAUCAUGUCAUACCCAGCCAGGGUUAUGUUGUUUACUCUGUUAGAAAGAAGCUGAGGAAACAAUAUAUGCACCUAAAGGGAAAGCAGAUUGAGAAACUGAAGAAGUCUGGUGUUGAGAUCACAGAUACUAUCUUGUGCCCUGAAGUGGCCUUCACUGGUGACACAAAGUCUGAUUUUUUCCUUGAUCCACGCAAUGCUGAUGCAUUGAGGGCAAAGAUCCUUAUAACUGAGGUCAAGCCUUUUGCUUUUAGCAAUCACAUGAUGCAUCUUUAUGAGAUCUCUUUAAAGGCUACCUUUUUGGAUGAGUGUGUCACUGUUGAACAUGCACGUGAUCACGGUCAUACUCACCUAUUUGAGAUUUUGGAGCAUGCCCAGUGGAUUAGGAGCAAAGCAGUAAUAUUGACUCAUUUCUCUCCCCGCUACAACAUUGAGGACAUCCGCCAAGCUGUAUCAAGAUUGCAGUCAAAGGUCUCAGCAAAAGUAAUUGCUCUAACGGAGGGUUUUAAAUCAAAGUAUUCGUAGAUGGGAGCUGUAUUACUCUCUACAAUGAUCUGUUGUUUGUAAUUGUUAUUUAGUUUUCACUAUCUUUGUUUGCAACAAUUUGUUGUAGUCUCCACCUGUGCGUGCGUAUGUAAAUUUUCAGGUGAUUCUGUAGAUAUAUUGGAUAAGCUUUUGUAGAAGGAGCUUCUAGAGCAACGUUUAGGGAAUGGUAGGGUUAUGGAUCACAGGUUUUCAGAGUCAAAUUUGGCACAGUAGAUCAACUUUCCACAUUUGAUUUCCUGGACGCUCUCUUUAAAUGCUCUUGAAUUCAACAAUGCAGCGCUCUAGAGUUUUUUUUUC